AUGGUUUACUACUUCAGCUCCAACGUCGUUGAGCCCUCGGGCUUCAUCUACGUUGGCAAGGAUAAGUUCGAGAACGAGGACCUCAUCAAGUACGGCUGGGAAGAGGAUUUCCACGUCGAUAAGCUCUCUAGUGCUCACAUCUACCUCCGAAUGAGAGACGGCCAGGAGUGGGACAAGCUGCCACAGGAGCUCCUGGUCGACCUGGCCCAGCUCACCAAGGCAAACUCCAUUGAGGGUACGCGUCCCAUCACAGCCGGGGGGGCCUAUGUGCUGACCCCACGAGCAGGCAACAAGAAGGACAAUAUCACCAUCAUCUACACCCCAUGGGCAAACCUCAAGAAGGACGGCUCCAUGGACGUCGGCCAAGUCAGCUUCAAGGACCAGCGCCAGGUUAAGCGCAUCCUCGUAGUCCAGCGCGAGAACCCCAUCGUCAACCGUCUCAACAAGACAAAGGUGGAGAAGAAACCCGACUUCAAGCAGGAAAAGGACGACCGUCUCCGGGAACUCCGCAAGCGAGACCAGGCAGCACAGCUUAUACGGAAAAAGGAAGAGGCCAAACAAGCCAAGGAGUGGCAGGAGAAGAAGUAUCAAAAGGAUCACGCUUAUGAUGAGCUAUUCACGGACGACAACAUGGCCUCUUCUAGUAACCAGGAGAGAAGCGCCGACUGGGAGGAUGACUUCAUGUAG
Clonostachys solani is the source of this 687-nucleotide messenger RNA. Lineage: Eukaryota; Fungi; Ascomycota; Sordariomycetes; Hypocreales; Bionectriaceae. The record is from the annotation of a GenBank genome assembly.